Messenger RNA from Drosophila novamexicana, 927 nucleotides. Its product is annotated as protein CLP1 homolog. Gene Ontology annotation, cellular component: nucleus. Gene Ontology annotation, molecular function: polynucleotide 5'-hydroxyl-kinase activity. Lineage: Eukaryota; Metazoa; Arthropoda; Insecta; Diptera; Drosophilidae. Gene Ontology annotation, biological process: tRNA splicing, via endonucleolytic cleavage and ligation. The record is from RefSeq and is a predicted model, not a curated record.
GAGUAUUGUUCGGUUCAGAGAUAUGUCCGAAGAUAAUUCUCAUAGCAGGGAAUAUGUCUUGGAAGCAGACUCCGAGCUACGUUUUGAAAUCGAGCAAAAAGAUGCCAAGGUUCUUGUUACGCUCGUCACAGGUUUUGCAGAGCUUUUUGGCACCGAACUGGUGAAAAAAAAGAAAUAUGAGUUCGGUGUUGGCGCCAAAGUGGCUACCUACCAAGGCUGCGUGCUGCACGUGUCAGGCAAAAUGGAUGUGUGCUAUAUCUCAAAAGAGACACCAAUGGUACAAUAUAUAAACUGCCAUGCAGCAUUGGAGCAGUUUCGCAUCGAAGCCGAAGAACGGGACAAGCGCGGCCCUGUUGUAUUGAUCGUAGGGCCUAUGGACGUUGGAAAGAGCACACUGUGCCGCAUUCUGUUAAACUAUGCAGUACGCGUAGGCAGGCGACCACUUUACGCAGAUCUUGAUGUGGGCCAAGGUGCCAUCUCCAUUUCCGGCAAUGUUGCCACUAUCCUUAUUGAACGACCAGCCAGCGUUGAGGAAGGAUUUACAAAGACAGCGCCACUAGUUUAUCAUUUUGGUCACAAGUCCCCUGGUGCUAAUAACGUGCUUUACAAUGCUGUCGUCUCGAAAAUGGCUGAAGUAACACUGCAGAGUCUGGAUGCCAAUAAACGAAGUAUGUUUAACCGCAUUUACUCUAGAAAUUUGAAAUAUAUGACCAUAUUUUUGUGUAUAUUCGUAUUGGAGCGUUUGUAUAAUGAUUUACUGCGCGAUGUGCCUUCAAACGUCCAUGUUGUCCUCUUGCCAAAAAGUGGCGGCGUAGUGGAACGCAGUAAAGAAUUGCGCCACGAAUCCCGCGAGCAGCGAGUCAAGGAAUAUUUUUAUGAUAAUACACGUACACCAUUUUUAUUCUAAAGCACCGAGGUGGACAUGGA